Molecule: messenger RNA, 1148 nt
Organism: Penicilliopsis zonata CBS 506.65
Lineage: Eukaryota; Fungi; Ascomycota; Eurotiomycetes; Eurotiales; Aspergillaceae
Exons: 1
Coding region: 27-839 (270 amino acids)
Biological process (GO): interstrand cross-link repair; recombinational repair
Cellular component (GO): mitochondrial nucleoid; mitochondrial chromosome
Molecular function (GO): single-stranded DNA binding
Source: RefSeq, a predicted model, not a curated record
UCCGACUUGCCGGAUCUCUGAACAAAAUGCACUGUAUCCAACGACCAUGUCUGACAAGCGUCUACCGUACUGUGUCUCGCAGUCUUAUCACCUCGUCGAAGCGCCACCAAGCAGGAAACAACACGACGACAACGGUGCCCGCGUCCAAACCUCCUACCUCCCCGAUCCCGAAACCCUCAUCGUCUCCCUCUACGACUCCAACCGCAGCUUCUUCUCCUUCUACUACCACCCCCUCCCGCCCGACGACCGACAACAUCUCAAAGACAGGACUAGCAGACAAGCCGGUCGAGCUGGAAAGCAGCACCGAGGACAAAAUCGACUGGACGCGGUCCUUCCACGGCCUCAGCGCCGCGCCCUUCCCCAAAGAAGCCGCCUCAAUCCUCCUCGCCGAGAUAGACCCGGAAGAAGUGGAAAUCAAGCCCGACGGGAUCGUCUACCUGCCCGAAAUCAAAUACCGACGCACGCUGAACAAAGCCUUCGGGCCGGGCGGGUGGGGGCUCGUCCCGCGCAGCGAGAGCAUCGUCACCCCCAGGAUGGUGACGCGCGAGUACGCCCUCGUCUGUCAUGGGCGCCUCGUCUCCGUCGCCCGCGGUGAACAGGACUAUUUUUCCCCAGAGGGCAUCCCCACCGCGACCGAGGGGUGUCGUUCGAAUGCCCUCGUGCGCUGCUGUAAAGAUCUGGGUAUCGCAAGCGAGUUGUGGGAUCCGCGCUGGAUCCGCAAGUUCAAGGCCCAGUAUACGCGUGAGGCGUGGGUCGAGCAUCUUGUUAGCAAGAAGAAGUCCAAGAUCUGGGUCCGCAAGGAUGAUCAGGUUUCUUAUCCGUGGAAGGAGACAAAAUAGCCUGUAUUAUAUUAUAAUCCUCUGGAAGAAUACUACAGAAUAAUAAUAAUAGAACAUUAAAUGGUCAUUCUAUCUAUACAAUGUACGAGAAGUUUCAGUGAGAUCAGUCUUGAUUCUCAUCUUCACUGGAUACUGUGCUGUGCUGCUGCGGCACCGGCCGACGGCUGGGAGGAGGCACAUACAGAGGCGGCGGCGCAGAAGGAGAAGCCUGGGACGGGGACGGGUGGGUGGUGAACGUCGAGCUGGACGACGCGUACUCAGGCGAGGUCUGGUAGUGGCUGGGCAUGUUGUUCAGGGAAUUCCCCUGCG